GCGGAAGUAAAGAAAGGAAAGGCGCGUGUGUGAACAGAGCCGAGAGUGUGGGACCGAAAAGAGUCAGCUCAUCACUGUGGUGUUAGCGGCUUUACACUGACUCCCCGAGCUCUCUGUAAUACUUUACAUUCAUUAAUAAGAGAGAGAGAGAGAGAGAGAGAGGGAGGGAGGUGCGUUAACAGUCCCGCUCUGGCGGAGCUUUAUCACGUGACACCAGGCGGAACUAAACAAAAGAAAGGCGCUAAUACUGUAAACUUUCCUCUUGUGUGCCUGAGCAGAGACUCUUCUGUUGUGUUGUGUUUUGUUGUGUUGUUUUAUGUGAGCUGUGGCAGUAACAAUGCCUUCAGUUCAGUAUCUGAGAGAGUUUAUCAACGAGCGACUAACUGCUGCUGCUGAACAAAUAUUCUUGGAGUUUGAAAAAACGAUCGUCCAGUACGAGGAAGAGAUCGACCGUCAGCGCAGACUGCUGGAUAUCACCUGGAAACCCCAAAUCAAGCUGCACAGGACAGAACUCCCACGGCAGCCUGUCUGUAAGGAUGAGGAUGUUCUCCCUGAGCGGCAGCUCUGGAGCCAGGAGAGGAACUCUCUGCACCAGGAGGAACCAGAACUUCCACAUAUUAAAGAGGAACAGGAGGAACUCUGCACCAGUCAGGAGGGUGAGCAGGUUGGACUCAAGGAGGAGACUGAUACCUUUAUGGUGACUGCUGCUGAGGAAAGAGACCACCAUGACCCAGAAGCAAACAGCAACCAGCUCCCUUCUCAAACCUCUCCUAUAGAUGAGAGCCAAAAUUACAGAGGAAGCAGGAGUUUAGACUCAGGGACAAAUAGUAACUUAGAAAGUCAGAGUAAUUCUGACACAGGUAAAGAGUCUUUAACAUGUAAUCUUUGUGGAAAAUCCUUUAAGAAUAAGUACAAAAUGAGUCAACAUCACAGAAUCCACACAGGUGAGAAGCCAUAUUCUUGUGAAAUGUGUGGGAAAAAGUUUUGUCUGUCAUCAACACUUAAAAGCCAUAAGACUACCCAUACAGGUGAGAAACCGUAUUCUUGUAAAAUAUGUGGCAAAAGUUUCACACGAAGCAGUGGUGUGACCAUACACAUGAGAAUGCACACAGGUGAGAGACCGUACCAUUGUAAAACAUGCAGGAAAGUGUUCUCAAGUAGCAGUCAUUUAUCGGCACAUAGAAGAACACACACAGGUGAGAGACCGUAUCAUUGUAAAACAUGCGGGAAAAUGUUCACAUCUAGCAGUCAUGUAUGGCGCCACAUGAAAACGCAUACGGGUGAGAGACCAUAUCAUUGUAAAACAUGUGGGAAAAUGUUCUCAUCUAGCAGUCAUUUAUGGCGCCACAUGAAAACUCACACAGGUGACAAGUCGUAGUCUUGAAACAUUUAGAGAACAAUGUCCAAGAAGCCAAGCUUGAAAGAAGAUCUGAGAAUUUAUACAGGUUCACAGGAGAACUUUCAGAGUUUAAAUACCUUUAAGCUGUGUUCCAAAAUCAUCAUUUAUUGCAUGUUUAUUAUGUAUAAAGCAGAUUUAACCCUGUAAGACCCAAUCCACCAAAAAAUAGCCAGAAAAUUCUUUUUUUUUUUUUUUCGGGGGGGGGCUCAAAUGUUUAAUAA
Molecule: messenger RNA, 1620 nt
Organism: Oreochromis aureus
Lineage: Eukaryota; Metazoa; Chordata; Actinopteri; Cichliformes; Cichlidae
Product: zinc finger protein 436-like
Exons: 2
Coding region: 338-1378 (346 amino acids)
Biological process (GO): regulation of transcription by RNA polymerase II
Cellular component (GO): transcription regulator complex; PcG protein complex
Molecular function (GO): DNA-binding transcription factor activity, RNA polymerase II-specific; RNA polymerase II cis-regulatory region sequence-specific DNA binding
Source: RefSeq, a predicted model, not a curated record